AAUUGCCCUUGGUUUCAUCACAAUUUCAUACCCAAACAACAACCUCAUCUCCCUACCUUCCAAUUCUCCCCAACCGGCCGCCCCAAAACUAAGCCGACCAAUCUCAGCCACCUCGUGUUCGGCUUGCUCGCCUCCGAAAAGGCCUGGCCCAACCGAAAAUCGUACAUCGAGUCGUGGUGGCGGCCCAACUCCACCCAUGGCUUCAUCUUCCUCGACAAACCCUCGGGGCCCAACCUCCUGCCCUGGCCCGACACCUCCCCUCCCUACCGCGUCUCGGACGAUUUAACAAAAUUACUCAACAAGACCAAUAUCCGGGCCCAGAGGAUGGUGCACGGGAUAAUGGAAGUCGUGAGGGAGGUAGAAUUAGUUGACGAUAAAGAAGACGAUUUCAGAUGGGUGGUGAUGGGGGAUGACGACUCGAUUUCCUUCGUUGACAAUAUGGUCGACGUGCUUAGUAAGUACGACCACGAGAGGUAUUACUAUCUCGGUGGGAAUUCGGAGAGUAUAGUGUCGAAUAAUCUGUUUUCGUUCGACCAGGCUUUUGGCGGGGGUGGGAUAAUUCUGAGCCGAAAGCUGGCGAAAGCCCUGGCUCGGGACAUGGAAAGUUGUCUCAAGAGGUACGUCGAUUUACGUGGCGAUAUAUCUGGCUUGUUAUCAUCCCACUCCCUGUCCCCACUCUUGUCCCUCCACCACUUUGACAAGGUGGGCCCCAUCUUCCCCAACAUGGUCCGCCACCUGUCCACACGCCACCUCAUGAAGGCAGCUGGCGCCGGGCAGUCCCGCCUCCUCCAGCAAACUAUUUGCCACAACAGGUUGACUAACUGGACCUUCUCCAUCUCCUGGGGCUACUCGGCCCACAUAUACGAGAACAUCUUCCCCAGGAGCUACCUUCAAAGGCCCAUUGAGACAUUUGGGCCGUGGCUAGCGGGCUCAAAGCCCCCGUUCUACUUGUUCAACACAAGGCCACGCUCGCGGGACCCAUGCUUGGCUCCCCACGUCUUCUUCUUCGAGUGGGUGAUGCAGAGCCCACAUGAUGAGGUUCUCACCAGCUAUUCCCGAGCGUGGCCACGUGGCAUGCCGGCCUGCUCAUCCACGGCCAAUCGUUCGGCGAAUUACGUGCAGCAGAUUCAAGUCUUCUCGCCUGCCGUUAAACGGACUCGGGUGGAUAGAUGUGAGUGUUGCGGCAUUAUUCGAGUCUACAGCAUUGUGGCAGAGAUCAGAAUUAGGGAGUGCUCAACAGAUGAAAUAAUCGCUUAACUAAAUACCGGCUUAUUUACUCGCGCGAUUUACUAUAUAUGCAUAUUUUCGGAUUUAACUCUGUGUACAUAAAAUGCAUAAAAACAUAUUGAGAAUUUGAAGCAUUAUAUCUUUUUGUCAUGCGGUUCGUAACAAUGGUCUGUUACAAAUAUUUU
Messenger RNA from Striga asiatica, 1412 nucleotides. The record is from the annotation of a GenBank genome assembly. Lineage: Eukaryota; Viridiplantae; Streptophyta; Magnoliopsida; Lamiales; Orobanchaceae.